This is a messenger RNA of Tachysurus fulvidraco (yellow catfish), 1565 nucleotides long. RefSeq names its product solute carrier family 10 member 4 (gene slc10a4). NCBI's taxonomy places the organism in Eukaryota, Metazoa, Chordata, Actinopteri, Siluriformes, Bagridae. The transcript is spliced from 3 exons. The coding region runs from base 230 to 1435 and encodes 401 amino acids. The record is from RefSeq and is a predicted model, not a curated record. Gene Ontology annotation, biological process: bile acid and bile salt transport. Gene Ontology annotation, cellular component: membrane. Gene Ontology annotation, molecular function: bile acid:sodium symporter activity.
AAGUUACACACACUACGACGCACUACUUUUGACUGACUCUCACGGCAGUGAUUGUGCUCAUAUCUGAGUCUCUGAGCUUAUUCAUGUGUCCUCAGUGGUGCCAUUGCAGCCUUAACGGACGCGCGCGCACUCCAAUGUCAUGUCACCAUGAGCGCGCGCUGCUGAACGCGUAGUCGCUCAGAGGCUCUCCGGGUUUCUCUUAGCUUUACUCCCGGGAUCUGAGAACACAAUGGUGAACUCCAGUGUUGAUCCUUCAACUGCGGCGAUUCUAGACUUCCCGGAGAAUGUCAUGAACACAUCAGAGAUCACGGACGUUGCUUUGGCGAGAUGGAGCGCGUCGGAGGAUCCGGCGGUACCCGCGCGCGCGGUCGUGGCGUUCUGGGACUCGCCGUUAAGCCAUGGCAUGAACGUAGUGGUGGGCUUCAUCCUGUGUUUCACAAUGCUCGGGCUCGGCUGCACGGUGGAUCUCAGUCAUAUAGGCGAGCACGUGCGCAGGCCAGUCGGGGUUCUCCUUGCGGCCAUCUGUCAGUUCGCCAUCAUGCCGCUUGUGGCUUUCUUACUGGCGCUCGCCUUCUCUCUGGACGACGUGGCCGCCGUGGCGGUGCUGCUGUGCGGCUGCUGCCCGGGGGGCAAUCUGUCUAAUCUCAUGACCCUCCUGAUCAACGGCGAGAUGAACCUCAGUGUUAUAAUGACAAUCUCGUCCACGGUGCUGGCGCUGCUGCUCAUGCCCCUGUGCUUGUGGCUGUACAGUCGCGCGUGGAUCGACACGCCGGUGGUGCAGCUGCUGCCGUUGGGCGCCGUCACUCUCACCGUGUGCAGCACACUCAUCCCCAUCGGACUCGGGGUCGCCCUCAGGUCUCGGUACCCGCGCACCGCCGACAUAGUUCUCAAGGUGUCUCUGUGGUUGAUGCUCAUCACACUGGUGCUACUGUUCAUCAUGACAGGUGUGAUGUUGGGGCCCGAGUUGCUGGCGACCAUGCCUCCGGCCGUGUACGUAGUUGCCGUGCUGAUGCCGAUGUCGGGAUAUGCAGCAGGUUAUGGGCUGGCCAUGGCUUUCUCUCUUCCACCCAACAGCUGCCGCACCGUAUCGCUAGAGACGGGAUGCCAGAACGUCCAGCUCUGCACUGCCAUCCUGAAGCUGACCUUCCCGCCACAGCUCAUGGGGGCGAUGUACAUGUUUCCUCUGCUCUACGCGCUCUUCCAGGCAGCCGAAGCUGCCAUCAUCAUCCUGGUGUACCGCGCCUACAGAACCGAGGUGCUUGGCAAGCAGGACCUGAACGGAGAAGACGACGAUGACACCAACAUCACGUACAAGAGAAUGAAGGAGGAUGAGGAUGGUCCAUUUGACACUGCGUACGGUUCGGUAACCGUAAACAAUCCCAACUGCAUUGAGCUGGAGACUCAGGGAGGGGCAGGAAGCCCAACACCUCUGUAACAGACACACAAAACAACAGGACAUCACUGUGAACACAUGCUUGAACUUUGCAAUAUAUUGUGACAUUCCACGUUUUUACAGUAUGUCGAUCGCUCACCGCUGAAGUAUUAAAGCUGCACUGCAAAUCUGA